This is a messenger RNA of Hippocampus zosterae (dwarf seahorse), 1289 nucleotides long. RefSeq names its product IQ motif containing G (gene drc9). Gene Ontology annotation, cellular component: cytoplasm; motile cilium. Bases 160 to 1104 code for a protein of 314 amino acids. NCBI's taxonomy places the organism in Eukaryota, Metazoa, Chordata, Actinopteri, Syngnathiformes, Syngnathidae. The record is from RefSeq and is a predicted model, not a curated record. Gene Ontology annotation, molecular function: protein binding. The transcript is spliced from 10 exons. Gene Ontology annotation, biological process: cilium organization.
UGUAUGCAUGAUAUGUAUAAUAAUUUUAAUGUACAGUAUUUGAAUUUCAUUUUGAGUGGGCAGUUCUGUCACGUGACAGGUACGUUUCCUUAGCAACUCAAAAACUCACCCAAUGUAUGACUGUUGACGGUGUUUGUGACACCUCACACGGAUUAUGUUAUGGAGAUGUAUGUAUCCCAUAUCCAGAGUCUCAGGCUUUCGGCUGUACUGGAGGAAUGUUCAGACCAGCUGGACAUUCUAGAACACGCUCUGACCAUCCAGAUUCACAAGGAGUGCAGCACGGAAAAGUCACAGGCGAGAGUAAAAAAGGUGAAACGAGAUUGUCACUAUAUCUCACAGCAGGUGUCCAAGUUACAGGCGGAGCUAGAAGACAAACACAGCUUCACCUGUCUGCUUCAGGUAGUGGAUGGACAGGACCAGGAGAAGAAUGCUGAGAGCAACAAAAGAGAGGCAAAGAGGGAGAUGGAAAGGAGAAGACGUACACUUCCAAAGCAACAGGGGACGCUCCAACAGAAAGCCGAUCAACUGAAGGAACUGCAAACAUUGCAUGACGAUCUCAAUGAUCGGCUGCACAAACUGAUUGAAUCGAACGCCGCAAGAAAGGAUCUUGAGGAUAGAAGCACUGAGCAGAUGCUUCAGAAAACCCAAAAUGAGAUGAGUGAGGCAGAGAAGCGACUUGAACACAAAGUUGAGUUGCUGAAAGACCAUUUGUUACUGCAGGAAAGAGUUCAUGAGGAAUCAAAGAUUUUUCUGAAAAAACAAAAUGCGGAGUUACAAGAGCAGCUGCUACAGUGGCAACAGUGCACUGAGCAGAACAUGCAAGAGAAGGAGCAGCAUCUCUCCCGCACUCGCUACAGGAGAGCAACAAAUUUGGAAAAGUUGACGGCAAUGCAGAAGAAGUACAGCGAAAUGGAGGAGGUGGUGAAGGAGGAAAGGGAGGAGGAGGAGAGACUGCGCCAGCUGGAGGUUAGGAAUAAAGCUGCUCUCAAGAUGCAGUCUUGGUGGAGGGGCUGCAUGGUCCGCAAAGGCUUCGGCAUUUAUCGGAAAGCAGAAGAAAAGAAAAGCAAGAAGAAAAAGGAAGGAAAGAAGAAGAAGAAGAAAUGAGUUGUAUUCCUAUGUAUUCCCUCUUAUGUCCUUCUUCACAUGAAGACAACAAACAGUCCAUUCACAUUUGCGGUUGUUGAACUUUGAACAAAAGUGGGGAAACGUGCUGUAUUUGAAUGUGCGUGUUCUAUCAUGAAAUGCAGUGUAAAUUUUAAAUAAACGGCCUUUUGACAUUUUUAUCUAGA